Messenger RNA from Impatiens glandulifera, 723 nucleotides. RefSeq names its product glycolipid transfer protein 3-like. Gene Ontology annotation, biological process: intermembrane lipid transfer; ceramide transport. The record is from RefSeq and is a predicted model, not a curated record. NCBI's taxonomy places the organism in Eukaryota, Viridiplantae, Streptophyta, Magnoliopsida, Ericales, Balsaminaceae. Gene Ontology annotation, molecular function: ceramide 1-phosphate transfer activity; ceramide 1-phosphate binding. The coding region runs from base 25 to 723 and encodes 232 amino acids. Gene Ontology annotation, cellular component: membrane; cytoplasm; cytosol. The transcript is spliced from 4 exons.
AGAGUGAGAGUGGAAUUAAUAGAAAUGAAGAGAAGAAGAGAUACAGAGAAUGAUACAGAAAUAAGAUACGCCAUUGGAGAACUGUCCAUGAUCUUGAUCAAAGUAUCAAAAUCUGAUCUUGAUCAUGAUCAUGAUCAUGAUCAAGAUCAAGAUCAUGUUCAAUCCACCGAUGAUCACUGCUCUGUUUCGGACAUGAUCAUCCCCACCAAGCCUUUUCUCUCUGUCUGCACUUUAAUCCUUCAAGUUCUUGAUAAGAUUGGGCCAACAAUGGCGGUUCUCAGGCUAGACAUGGAACAGAACAUCCAGAAAUUGGAAAAGAAACUCGAAUCAGAGCCAUUACUCUACUCAAAUUUGACUGAAUUGCUGAAAAUGGAAGCAACUGAGAAAAUUGCCAAGGAGAAUACAAGUUGUAGUAGAGCUCUCUUAUGGCUCACCAGGUCACUAGACUUUUCAAUAGCUCUAUUACAAUUACUAGUGAAGGAUAUGAAAACAAACAUUGACGAGGCUGUAGAAGAGGCAUAUACUCUAACUUUAAAGCCAUGGCAUGGAUGGAUUUCUUCAACUGCUUAUAGGAUAGCGAUAAAACUUGUGCCCGAUAACGAAACAUUGAUAGACAUACUCUCGUCCAAGGGAGGAGAUCGCGAUUUGCUUAAGGAAGAGAUGAAAUCUUAUAUCUCCUUGUUGUCUCCGUUUCUUGAACAGAUUCACUCCGUCUUGGUAUAA